Molecule: messenger RNA, 1539 nt
Organism: Kluyveromyces lactis
Lineage: Eukaryota; Fungi; Ascomycota; Saccharomycetes; Saccharomycetales; Saccharomycetaceae
Exons: 1
Coding region: 1-1539 (512 amino acids)
Molecular function (GO): monooxygenase activity; oxidoreductase activity, acting on paired donors, with incorporation or reduction of molecular oxygen
Source: RefSeq, a predicted model, not a curated record
AUGCCAGUCACCACAGUAGCUGAGACUCUUGAAAGAGUGCCUGCUGCCAAAAAGCAAAAGCUUUCACCGGUCCCAAACAAAAAACUUAUCUUGAAUGCUUUCUUGAUGGGAUCUGCCGGUAAUCAGACAAUCAAUUCGUGGAGACAGGAAGACGAUAGAUCCUCUGAACUGUUCCAAAACCCAUCUUAUUGGACCGACUUGGCAAAACUAUUGGAAAAGGGGAAGUUCAAUGCAGUUUUUUUUGCAGAUGUUCUAGGUCCGUACGAUGUCUACAAAGGUCCCGGUAACUUUGGUCCAGUUGCUAAGGCUGGAUCUCAAUGGCCGAUCUCAGAUCCAAGUUACUUCAUUCCGUUGAUGGCUUCGGUUACCAAGAAUUUGGCUUUUGGUAUGACGAUCUCGACCAUCAGUGAACAACCAUACCAUCUUGCUCGGCGAUUAGGGACUCUGGACCUUUUGAGUAAUGGUAGAGUUGGUUGGAAUAUAGUGACUUCUUACUUGGACAGUGCCUCAAGAAACUUAUUAGGUGGCGAGACCCUUCCUGAAAACGACGAAAGAUAUGAGAGAGCUGAAGAAUAUGUUGACGUAGUAUACAAGUUGUUUUUAAGUUCAUGGAAGGAUGGCGCUGUAAAAAAGAAUAAAAAGACAGGCAUUUUUACCGAUCCAGAAGGUUUGAGACAUAUCAACCACGAAGGCAAGUAUUUCAAAGUGCCAGGUCCUUCAAUAACUUCUCCAAGUCAACAGAAGUUGCCCGUUAUUAUCCAAGCAGGUGCAUCUCCUAAAGGUAGGGAUCUUGCCGCAAGAACUGCUGAGAUUAUUUUCUUGUCCAACAAGACCAAGGAGUCGUUACGUGAAUCCAUUCAUGCUGUCAAGGCCAUCGCGAGUGAAAAGUUCAAGAGAGACUUAUCCAAAAUCAAGUUUUUGGCAUUAAUUACUGUCAUUAUUGGCGACACAAGAGAAGAAGCAUUGGAAAAAUACUACAACAUUAAAUCACUAGCUGACGAUGAAGCUGCCGCUGCAAUGUUUUCUGGUUGGACUGGUGUGGACCUUAAUCAAUACAAAGACGAUCAAGUUUUGGAAGAUGUUGAACAUCGUGCAGUUGCUUCUGCAGUCAAAAAGUGGAAGGAAGCUUAUCCGGGGGUGAAAAAGUGGACUAAAAAAGCUAUUAUCGAUGAAUUAAAAGUUGCAGGAUCUGGUCCAAUAUUUGUGGGUACUGUUGAAGAGGUAGCUGAUACAAUUCAAGAAUGGGUUUCAUACGCUGACGUUGAUGGAUUUAAUUUGUCAUAUACUUCGAUUCCAAGUACGUAUGAAAAAAUCGUUGACGAACUAUUACCUGAACUCAGAAAACGUGGACUGGUCCAGGACGACUAUCCUGAACCAAAGAGCUCACAAAAGCUUACUUUCAGAGAGCAACUUUUCGGUGACAACGAUUUGGACGUCACUCAUCCUGCUCACGACUUAAGGUGGAGAGAGAAUGAAACAAAGUCCGAAUUCGAAUCCAGGUUGCCAGGUGCCUUGGAAAAAUUAAAAGGGUUUAACUGA